AAAUGAGAUGAUAAUUUUGACAGUUACAAUCUGUAUUCAUUUCGGAAUCAUAAAUAGCUCAUGGACUGUUGACAAAUUUGUUAAUAUCGCGUAUGGCUGUCACAUGAUGUGUGCAGAUGCCUUCAUCUCAGGAUUUCGUUCAGUGAGGUAAUGAAUGUCAAACGUCAUUGUAACCUGACCAUGGUAGAAGGCUUUAUCACAAACAAGGGCAAACAAGUUGGGUUAAUAUCGCAACGGGAAACACAAGGAUCCAACUAACCCAAGUGGUGACAUGUUCAAAUAGGAAAAACACCUCAUAACAUGGGCCAACGAGAGCAAGCGAACACAGUUGCAUUGGAAUGAACGCUCUUUGACUUUUAACUAUAUCCAGGCUGGUCAUGGCAUUCGUGUCAGACGGCAACGCAAACGUUAUUGGUCAAAUAGGUUAACGUUACCAUGACCUUUGCGCUAAUCUACAGGAAACAAUCAUCAUCAUUAUGUAUAGCAAAGUCGACUACAUUUUCCGCAGUUGGAGCAGCGCUUACAAACAGACAGACAGACAAUCAUCGACAGAGAUGCACACGAUGUCCACGGGAACGUUUUUUGGGCUCCUGGCAAUAUGUGUUGUUGCUCAGUGUCAGCUAUUUGAUGCUCUGUACAAAUACGUCAUCGACAAAGCUGCUGACACCACCAUCCCUGUCAGUACAUUGAACCAGCCAGUCAAUGUGUCCAUAGGGAUGUCGCUUAUACAGCUAACGUCACUGGACCCCAAAUCCGGUGAUACUGAGUUCGAGGUGUGGAUGUCCUACGAAUGGACAGACACAAGACUGUCAUGGAACCGCCCAACUUUCAACGGUACAAGAAUGAUCCGUCUUCCAGCAUCCAAGAUCUGGAACCCGGAUGUAAGGCUAUACAACGGACACACAAGUACCCGUGAAGUCCUGGCUGUUGUGGAAAGUACCGGAAGUGUCAUGCACAUGCCCCCCGCCACUCUCAAGACACGUUGUGACGUCAGCAACUACACUACCGACGGCACCGUCACCUGCAGACUCAAAUUUGGUUCGUGGACCUACGAUGGCUUCCUUCUCAACCCCGUCACUGCUUCAUGGAACGAUGUAGACGUCUCCGACUACAACCCGAGUGGGACAGUGUGGGAUUUGACAGGGCACAAGGCGGAACGCAAUGUAAGGUACUAUUCAUGUUGCCCGGAGCCGUACGCGGACGUCAACUUCUUCUUCACCUUCACGAAGAAAGGAAAGAGAUACAACGGAUGGAGCAUAUUUGGUUAAUCUCAUUGUCCAAGUCGUCCACUCAGUAUACUGACUCAGAGCCCACCAGUCCUUGGAGUGCAGUGGGUAACAACAAAAGCCAUAUUUUAACUUUUGACACUCUAUUCACUGGAUGAGGUCUUCUGGAAGAUGGACAAUUUGUUGUUUUAGUUUUUAUUUCAUUCGUCAGUACUUUUGGUUCAUUACAAGCUGCACACGUUCUAAACUUGAUGAUUAAGUUGGGAAACACGUUUUAUUGCUUGGAGAUUGGAAAUACCAGACAGCUCAAAAUGAUUGUCUUAUGUAUUUGCGUUAUAAGUAAAUGUUUUCUACUACCAUGCUCAAUAUCAAUCUUAAGUUAAAAUGAAGAAUGAAGUAUUGAUCAUAUCCACUGUUCUAUGAUGCAUGUACUGAUCUCAUCGAGUACAACCCCAUUGGGACAGAGUGGGAUUUGACCGGGCACAAGGUGGAACGCAAUGUAAAGUACUAUUCAUGUUGCCCGGAGCCGUACGCGGACGUCACCUUCUUCAUCACCUUCAUGAAGAGAGGAAAGAGAUACAGCGGACGGAGCAUUUUCAACUAAUCUCAAAGUUCAAGUCGCCUGGAAGACUUCAGGGGAGGUCAAAUGAGGUUAAAGAUUAUUGCACUUAUGUGUUUUAUGCUGCUUGGAAGUGUCCGGGUUUAUGCUAGUUUUAUAGUGUUAGCUCACUGAGAUAACAUGCCGCAGUUUAGCAGGGUUAAAGGGUAAUAUCAUAUUUACAACAUAUUCUGGUAUGACGUGAUUGGGGAUCGAAACGCCGACCUUCCACCCUCCGGGCAGACUUUCCGUGAAGAUGAGCAAUAUGUUCUUUUACUUUUUUUGUUCGUUUGUCAGUAGUUUUGGUUUAUGACACAACCGUUGCAAUGGCAACAAGAGGAUCUUGUUUUAAACUUGAUGUGAACUUGUGACACGCAUUUCCUAGCUAGGAGAUUGGAAAUACCAGCUAAAUUUCAACCCUAUCUUGUAGUGCAUAAACAUGCAUUGAAGUUAUAAGUAAACGUUUCCUAUUAGCAUGCUCAAUAUCAAUCUGAGUGUAGUUAAAACAUAAAAUAAAAUAUUGAUCAUAUUCGCCGUAUUAAAUUGUAUGUUCUGGCUGGUAGUGUGAGUGAGUGAGUGAGUGAGUGAGUGAGUUAAUAUUUAAAUUGUCCUUUGCUUGUAUUCCAUUCCCAAAUGUA
This is a messenger RNA of Haliotis rufescens (red abalone), 2462 nucleotides long. Its product is annotated as neuronal acetylcholine receptor subunit alpha-7-like. Gene Ontology annotation, cellular component: synapse; neuron projection; membrane. The coding region runs from base 477 to 1268 and encodes 263 amino acids. NCBI's taxonomy places the organism in Eukaryota, Metazoa, Mollusca, Gastropoda, Lepetellida, Haliotidae. The record is from RefSeq and is a predicted model, not a curated record. Gene Ontology annotation, biological process: chemical synaptic transmission; regulation of membrane potential; nervous system process. Gene Ontology annotation, molecular function: neurotransmitter receptor activity; transmembrane signaling receptor activity; extracellular ligand-gated monoatomic ion channel activity. The transcript is spliced from 4 exons.